AUGUCUGCAGCCCUCCACUCGUCGAGACGCAAGUCUCGUAAGGCGCACUUCAGUGCGCCUUCGAGCGUCCGCCGCACCGUCAUGAGCGCCCCUCUCAGUAAGGAGCUUCGUGAGAAGUAUAACGUCCGGAGCAUGCCCGUUCGCAAGGAUGACGAGGUCACCAUCGUCCGCGGCCUGAACAAGGACAAGGAGGGCAAGGUCACCUCGGUGUACCGCCUCAAGUAUGUCAUCCACAUCGAGCGCGUCACCCGCGAGAAGGCCUCCGGUCAGAGCGUGCCCCUCGGCAUCCACCCCAGCAACGUGGUCAUCACCAAGCUCAAGCUCGACAAGGACCGCGAGUCCAUCCUUGAGCGCUCCCGCCUCGGCCGCGAGCAGGUCGCCAAGGCCAAGGGCAAGGCGAAAGCUUAA
Molecule: messenger RNA, 408 nt
Organism: Lasiosphaeria miniovina
Lineage: Eukaryota; Fungi; Ascomycota; Sordariomycetes; Sordariales; Lasiosphaeriaceae
Product: translation protein SH3-like domain-containing protein
Exons: 2
Coding region: 1-408 (135 amino acids)
Biological process (GO): ribosomal large subunit biogenesis; cytoplasmic translation
Cellular component (GO): cytosolic large ribosomal subunit
Molecular function (GO): structural constituent of ribosome; RNA binding
Source: RefSeq, a predicted model, not a curated record